AUGAUCAGUCAGAAGAAAACUUUAGAAGAGUCAAUAUAUCCCUUGAACUUACUUAAUGCCUUCUUGGGACUGUCGAUUUUUGAGAUUCCAUGUAAUCGUCCCUGGCCAAAACUGAGUAUUCUGUACAUCUUGAUCAGGUCAUCGGCAUACGGAGCUCUAUUAUGGUAUAUCGGAACUUACGUGCCCGUGAAGCAUUCAAAGAUUAAGAUCAUACCGGUUGUUUAUCAAGUGAUUCUGGCAGUGAAUAUUUUUAUAGCAGCCAUAUCGACUGUACUGGGCAUUAUUAAUUAUCGCCAUUCAAGUAUACUUGUCAGAAGAUUGAAACUGGCUGAUGAAACUUUGGAGGUUUUCGGAAUAGAUCCGGACUACGUAUCAGAGUACAGAGAUAUAGUUAAAAAAACCGUUCUGUGGUCUGUCGGCGUUGCAUUGAUAUUGGCUUGUGAAGUUGCGAUGAAUUGUAUAGUUUUUGAGGACUUAAGCAAAGGUAUACUUGUAACAAUAAUCUUCGAUAUUCCGUUGCUGCAGAAUCCUAUGAUUGAACUGAAUUUCGGUACAACAAUCUCAAUUUUGGGGAAGAGAUUUGAAAGAUUGAAUGCGCUCAUUCAAAAUGUGACAGAUUCGACAACGAUAUCAACCAUUUCUAAUGACGUUAAUAAUUAUAAGAACAUUCUAAAGUGCAAUCAACGGAAAGUCCGUGUCCAACCAACUUUUCAUCAACAAAACAGAAACAACUUGGAAUUACUACUAAAAGUAACAAGGCAACUUCAUUUGGAUUUGUGCGGAAUCUCUCGAAAAGUAAAUGAUGUAUGCAGCAAACAAAUGUCGAUGCAAAUGGCUUCCACAUUCCUACUUCUAACAGGUUUCAGUUAUAGCCUCUAUCUUGUUUACAACGAGCCAUAUAUACUACUGGAACAGAAAGCCCAGCAGUAUGUCUCAUUAGCGAUAUGGAUUGCAAUCAGUAUUUUUCGUAUGAUUCAUGUGGUUCGCAUAUCGGUCAACGUCACUACCGAAGCACAAAAAACAAGUCAAAUAGCUCAUGAAAUACAAGUUCCUAGAUCAAAACACAAGUUGAUCGAUGAGAUUCAUCAGCUGUCUCUGCAAAUAAUGCAGCACCCUCUGUACUUCACUGCUUCUGGAUUAAUUGUAUUGGAUUUUGGCUACGUUCGUGGGUUUGUUGGCUCUGUUACUACUUAUUUGAUGAUUUUAAUUCAAAAUCAACCUGAUAUGCUUAAGGCGGCAUAUACUCUGGCAGCUCUCGAUAAUAAUACAGUUAACUCAUUGAGCAGCGGAUCAGCAAAAUGA
Phymastichus coffea is the source of this 1302-nucleotide messenger RNA. RefSeq names its product putative gustatory receptor 28a. Gene Ontology annotation, cellular component: dendrite; membrane; axon. The record is from RefSeq and is a predicted model, not a curated record. The coding region runs from base 1 to 1302 and encodes 433 amino acids. NCBI's taxonomy places the organism in Eukaryota, Metazoa, Arthropoda, Insecta, Hymenoptera, Eulophidae. The transcript has 7 exons. Gene Ontology annotation, biological process: sensory perception of taste.